This is a messenger RNA of Meloidogyne enterolobii, 330 nucleotides long. NCBI's taxonomy places the organism in Eukaryota, Metazoa, Nematoda, Chromadorea, Rhabditida, Meloidogynidae. The record is from the annotation of a GenBank genome assembly.
AUGGUUGAAUAUUUUUAUAGCGGUGAAUUAGACAAAAAUAUUUUUGAAAAACAUGUAGAAGAUUUAUUCGCUAUUGCUCACAAAUAUGAGGUGGUUGAUUUGAUUGAAAAGUGCGACUGUUUUAUGUCUUUAAAAAUUGAUGCUGAAAGCUUUGUCAAACGUUGCGAAUUUGCUGAGUUGUAUGGCCUUCCAGUGCUCGAGAAGGCUUGUGUUAAAUUUAUGUCAUUAAAUCGAAAGGAUUUUUUGGUUAGUAAUGAAUGGAAAGAAUUUAAAAUUGCUAAUCCGACUUUGGCACAUAAAAUGCUUGAAAUGCUGGCAAUUGAUUGUUAA